Scylla paramamosain (green mud crab) is the source of this 432-nucleotide messenger RNA. RefSeq lists its product as uncharacterized. The transcript is spliced from 2 exons. Bases 1 to 432 code for a protein of 143 amino acids. The record is from RefSeq and is a predicted model, not a curated record. NCBI's taxonomy places the organism in Eukaryota, Metazoa, Arthropoda, Malacostraca, Decapoda, Portunidae.
AUGACAGGUAGUGGCGGUGAAUACCCGUCCAGCAGGACAGGUGGUGGCUGUGGAUACGCGUCCAGCAAGACAAGUGGUGGCGGUGGAUUCCUGUCCAGCAGGAUAGGUGGUGGUAAUGGAUACCCGCCCUGCAGGACAGGUGGUGGCGGUGGAUACCCGUCCAGCAGCACAGGUGAUGGUCAAGGCGGUGGAUACUCGGCCUUCAGGACAGGUGGUGGCUGUGGAUACCCGUCCAGCAGGACAGGUGAUAGUCACGGCGGUGGAUACCCGCCCUGCAGGACAGGUGGUGGCGGUGGAUACCCGUUCAGCAGGACAGCGGCCGACUCUGCCCUGGUGCAGGCAUACUGCUGGGCUGAGUCCCACCUGGGGAACCUCGCCCUGUUCUGUGCGAUCCUCACCCCCUCCUGCUACGAGAGCUGGACGUUGGGGUAA